Molecule: messenger RNA, 1481 nt
Organism: Physella acuta
Lineage: Eukaryota; Metazoa; Mollusca; Gastropoda; Physidae
Product: beta-1,4-galactosyltransferase 4-like
Biological process (GO): carbohydrate metabolic process
Cellular component (GO): Golgi apparatus
Molecular function (GO): UDP-galactose:glucosylceramide beta-1,4-galactosyltransferase activity
Source: RefSeq, a predicted model, not a curated record
AACGUAUCAUCUAUUUUAUAUAGCUGUUCGUAAAUCUUUUAAAAAUAAUUUCAUUGUUUGUUUUAUAUGGCGAUAUAAUCUACAUCGUAGGGAGCCUUCUAAAAAUCAAGGCCAUUUGUUACCACGCAGGUCACGUGAUGUACCCAAAGUUCCUGCUGAAGAGAAAACUUGGCCAGGUCCUGGUCGUCAUAGGGUUAAGCACAACUUUGGUCUGUGUGUGGCUCUCACAGCUGGAGUGGGACGCGACAAAUGAGGAUUUGUUCAGAAAACGACCUCGGAGGAAUGUAAACCCAAAUUUAAACCAAGACUUUGUUAUCGUUAACACUCUUUUGAAAGAAAUACGAGGCAAUAAUGAAGACACGGAAGCAGAGGAACUGAACAAGGGAGAUAAUCUUGGCGACGCAGAAGAGUUUCAACCAAAAGAGUAUGACGCAGGAAGUGAAAUCAAGUCUGAGUUCGAAAAGGAAAUCGACGACAUUGCAAAGCCCUGCCCACUCUACCCUACCGAUGAUCUGAUUGGUCGUCUAGCAGGCCUCAAGCAAUGCGUUGCCCCGGAAGAGCUCCCGAUUCUUUACCCGGAAGUAGAAAAAGGUGGUCGGAUCAGACCUAAAAAUUGUGUCGCGCAGGAAAGGGUUGCGAUUAUCAUUCCCUUUCGAAAUCGUUUCGUGCAUCUUUACAUCCUGUUAAAUAAUUUAAUCCCCAUGAUGCAACGGCAGAAAAUCGACGCCACAUUUUUCGUUAUAGAACAGGCCCCUCCCACCCUCUUCAACAGAGCCGCGUUAUUCAACGUCGGUUUUCUGGAAGCUUCGAAACUGGGGAACUUCGAUUGUUUUAUAUUUCACGACGUCGAUCUAAUUCCUCUCAACGACAGGAAUUUAUACCGUUGUGACGAACACCCAAUACAUUUUGCGGUCGCUAUGGAUAAAUACGAGUACAAACUACCCUAUAAAAAAUACUUCGGUGGCGUUGUAGGGUUCACUAAAGAACAAUACCUUCGUAUAAACGGAAACUCCAACUUAUACUUCGGUUGGGGUGGAGAAGACGAUGAUUUAUUUGAAAGGAUUGACAACAAACAGUUCGAAAUAGCUCGUCCAUAUUUAGAUGUAGGUAAAUACGAUAUGAUACGUCAUGUUCAUGAUAAAGGGAACGAAGAUAACUGCGACAGAAGACGUUUGUUGAGAACGGCAAGGAAACGGCAGGACGUGGAAGGGUUAAACACGGUCAAGUAUAAAGUGAACUAUUUACAAUUGAAAAGUCACAUGACUUGGCUCAAUAUACAUUUUGACAUGCAGGCGAUUAUAGACACGGCUCCCGAGGAGACGAGACAAGAUAUGGAAAUGUCCUUAAAAGACUCGAAAAGCAGUUUUUGUAAUUUUUCUAGAGAUGCGCCUAUUCGUGAAUAGCAAUAAUAAUAAAAAAAAACAAUUAACAUCCAAAAUCUACUUGUUACAUAUGCGCAUCUUGCAAUAUUUUGUACUAAU